Sus scrofa (pig) is the source of this 2271-nucleotide messenger RNA. The record is from RefSeq and is a predicted model, not a curated record. NCBI's taxonomy places the organism in Eukaryota, Metazoa, Chordata, Mammalia, Artiodactyla, Suidae.
ACAAAGGAGAGGAAAAAAAAAGCAAGGCAAGGUGGACUGCGGUGUCGAUCGAUCGUAAAGGGAGAUGUCAGCACAGGAGGCGUUUCUUUCCUGUGAACUCUAUAAAAGGUCAGCUCAUCCAGGACCAAGAGACAGACUCUGCUCCAUCCAUCCUGAAGCUACAGCUGCUCCCUCCUAGAAUCCCCAAUGGAUUUCAAUCAGAAAAGCUUCCGCAGAACCCUGAGCUCUUCCUCCCAGGGCCCUGCACUCAGCAUAAGCAGCUCCAUAUACAGGAAGGGGGGCACCCAGUACCUCGGAGCCGCACCCAGCGUGUAUGGGGGUGCUGGAGGCCAUGGCACCCGCAUCUCAACUUCUAGACGCGUGGUGAGCUAUGGGAGCGACCAAGCUGAAGGGAACCUGUGGGUUGGCAAUGAGAAGAUGACCAUGAAGAACCUCAAUGACCGCCUCGCAAGCUACCUAGAAAAAGUGCGGUCCCUGGAGCAGUCCAACUCCAAAUUUGAACUGCAGAUCAAGCAGUGGUAUGAAAGCAACACGCCUGGCAUCAGUCGGGACCACAGCGCGUAUCUCCAACAAAUCCAAGAUCUUCGAAAUCAGAUUAGAGACGCUCAGCUGCAAAAUGCUCGGUGUGUUCUGCAAAUCGAUAAUGCCAAGCUGGCUGCGGAGGACUUCCGGCUCAAAUAUGAGACUGAGCGGGGGAUCCGCCUAGCCGUGGAGGCUGACCUCCAAGGCCUGCACAAUGUCUUUGAUGACCUAACCCUAACGAAGACAGACCUGGAGAUUCAGAUUGAAGAGCUGAAUAAAGACCUGGCUCUCCUCCAAAAGGAACAUGAGGAGGAAGUGCAGAGUCUACGCGCUCAUCUGGGCAAUAACGUAAAUGUAGAGGUGGAUGCUGCUCCGUCCCUGAACCUCAGCGCCAUCAUGAGUGAGAUGAGGCAGAAAUACGAAGCCAUGGCCCAGGAGAACCUUCAGAAGGCCAAAGAACAGUUUCAGUUGCAGAUUGAAACUCUGCAACAAGAAGUCACAGUGAGCACGGAAGAGUUAAAAGGAGCCAAAGAUGAAGUAAAGAAUCACAGACGCACCUACCAGAGCCUGGAGAUAGAACUCCAGUCCCAUCUCAGUACGAAAGCAGCUUUGGAGCAUACGCUGGAGGAAACCAAAGCUCGUUAUGGUGCCUAUCUGGCCAAACUCCAGACACAGAUAAACUCCCUGGAAGACCAGCUGGUGCAGAUUCGGACCGAUACAGAACACCAGAUCAAUGAGUAUAAUAUUCUCCUUGACAUAAAGACCCGGCUUGAGCAGGAAAUCGCUACCUACCGUCGCCUUCUAGAAGGAGAGGACUACAAAACUACAGAGUAUCAGUUAAGCACCCUGGAGGAGAAAGAUAUAAAGAAAACCAGAAAGAUUAAGACGGUUGUGCAAGAAGUAGUGGACGGCAAGGUUGUGUCAUCUGAAGUCAAAGAAGUGGAAGAAAGUAUAUAAAUGGCUGUCAGAAGAUGCUGCUGCUGAGGUUUGGAAGAAAUAUAAGAAAGCGGCAUCAGAAAGCACCAUUAAUGCUUCAUAGUUAUUGGGGGGGGGGAGCCCAUUUACCAGUCUCUGUAAUUGAAUAUAAAUGUUUUAGUCACAGAAGCUGCAAAUUGCCUGCAAAAAUGAAAUCCAGUGAGCACUGGGCUAUUUAAAAUAUCAUUACUGCCCGUUUGAUCACAAAACGCAUUAACCACAAGCUAUAGAUGACCUAACAUCAAUUCCUAAUGUUCCUGGAAAUUACAGCCCAUUUCAAUUACACUAAACCUUACAGAGCAGAGGAGUCUAUGCAAAGAGCAAAUGAAUGUCUCUCUAAUUCCUCCUGUUUCUGAAUUGCAAAAAUCUCGUUUCAGGAUUCCUGAGUUAAUUUCUUGGUUAAUUUCAUUGAAUUUUCAAUCACGAUAUAAUUCUGCUGGCUUUAACUCAUAUUUGCAUUGUCUCCGCUGCCUUUAAAACUCAACUCGGCUCUGAAUAAUUUGAGAGCCCAUUCCAGUCAUCAGUGCUGAGCAGAAAUCAGAAUGAAAUAUAUUAUGCUUGAAAUAGGAGUCGAUUAAAAGCAAAAUUAGUGAAACCCUUCGCAAGGCAGAACGCUUCUCCUUUAACUGCAUAAAUCGCAUAAAUUGGGUCGGCGGGCACUCUCUUUCUUUACAUGGUGAAUGUAUGUUAUGAAAUGCUUCUCACUAUUUUUUUAGUAACGGCUCUAAUGAAAUGUAAUUCACGCACCAUAAAAUUCGUCCUUGUAAAGUAUGC